GAUUUGCAGUGUGACAUGAGUGUGAUGAGAUGUGGAAGGGUUAGGAAUACAUGGUUGGAGUAUGACUGGCGCUAAUAAUGAUCCUAAUUGGCAUAAGAACACCCUGGUGAUUUCAAAAGAUAACAAAAGAUGCAAAUACAACAGCUCUUGGUCGAGGUGCCACUUGAGCAAUGUUUGGCUCACCAUUUUUACUUCCCUGUGCCUUUUUGUGAUCCUGUUUUUAUUCUUGUGUUUAGCAGUGCGUKAACAUCUCGAAGGUCCUGGAAUUGUAUGGCCGCGUAUGAUGACCACCGCACAAGCCAACCAAACCACUGAAGAUGAAGUCCUUUUGCCUUCAACCGAAAGAAAUAGUCAUUCGUGGCAUUACAAUACUUUGAUUUUACGAGCAUGGCUAGGGACUUGUCUGGCGCUUGGACUGUUGAUAAGUCUGAUUCUUAUAAUCUUAAUUUGGAACUUUAUUAGGAAAAAGUACCAUCUUUCUUUUAAGGCUUACUUUGGAAUUGAAAAACGAGAAAUUYGUCAACGAGAGUCAGAUCAUGAUUUUGAAAUGCAAGUCAAAGACAGUGAUGAUUUUGUUCUGGAGAAACCUACUCAGUUGUAAGAAGAGCCCGUCUCUAUGUUUUUCACCGAUGCAUCAGCUGUUUGAGUUAUAUUUUUUCUUGUAGAGAGUGAUACACUGUAUGAAGCUGAGCUUUAUGCUAAAUGAGAUUUUCUAUUUAAUUUAUAAUCCUUUCAAAACUCAGGAGAAUAACUGAAAGUAGGAAAGCGUUUUUAUAUAGGAUCUCAAAGCGAAUUCGUUUUCGGUUUUCAUAGUUGUGUUUAAAAAAUAGGUAUUCGGCACAASGUCGCGGACAGACUGAUAAGACAGUUUUGGUUUGUAGCUAUGUUUGAUAACAUACCACAUGUCAGUUUUUAUUAGGUUACAUUUGUAAUAUUAAGUAGAAAAAUGCAAAAAACACAUUACCAAAUACAAAAUAAAUUAGAAUCUGCAAA
Molecule: messenger RNA, 993 nt
Organism: Exaiptasia diaphana
Lineage: Eukaryota; Metazoa; Cnidaria; Anthozoa; Actiniaria; Aiptasiidae
Exons: 2
Coding region: 62-601 (179 amino acids)
Source: RefSeq, a predicted model, not a curated record